Molecule: messenger RNA, 936 nt
Organism: Orbilia oligospora ATCC 24927
Lineage: Eukaryota; Fungi; Ascomycota; Orbiliomycetes; Orbiliales; Orbiliaceae
Exons: 1
Coding region: 1-936 (311 amino acids)
Molecular function (GO): oxidoreductase activity
Source: RefSeq, a predicted model, not a curated record
AUGACAGUCUACCGCUGCCCCUCAAUCCUAGUAAUUGGCCACGGCGAACUCGGCCUCUCAAUCAUCGACGCCCUCCACAAAAGCCCCUCGAAACCAUCCUUCACCUCCCUCACCGUCCUCGCCCGCCCCCAAACCGUCUCUUCACUCCAAAAAUCCGAUCCAGAGAAAUACUCCCUCCUCCACAAAUGGAACGUUCAAUGGUUACCCCUCGACAUCGAAUCAUCCACACCGGAAGAACUAAAAGCCGCUUUUAAACCCUUCACUGCGGUUGUUUACGCCUCCGGAAUGUUCGCGUCCGCCGGAGUACCUACGAAGGUUACGAAGGCGGUUAGGGAUGCUGGGGUUAAGUAUUAUAUACCCUGGCAGUUUGGAGUGGAUUAUGAUGUCGUGGGACCUACCACCGGAGGCGGAUUUUUCGCGGAACAGUAUUGGAUUAGAAAAGUUUUGAGGGAUGAAUCGGCGGGGAUGAAGUGGAAUAUUAUUAGUAAUGGGCUUUUUACGAGUUUUGUGUUUUAUGAACCAUUUGGGAUUGUUAAUAGGGAAGGAGGGGUUGUGACUGCUCUGGGUGGUUGGGAGAAUAAAGUUACUUUGACGGCUGCGGAGGAUAUUGGGAGGGUUACGGCUGAGGUUUUGUUUGAAAGACUUGCUGGGAAGGGGGAGGAUGGGGUGGAGUAUAUUGUUGGGGAGACGGUGACGUAUAAGAAAAUUGCUGAUGUGAUUGAAGAGAAGUUUGGGAGGAAGUUGGAGAGGAAGGUAUUGGAGACGAGGAGGUUGAGGGAGGAGUUGGAGAGGGAUCCGGAGAAUAAGCUUUUGAAGUAUCAGUUGGUUUUUGGGGAAGGGGAUGGGUGUUUUUGGGAGGUUGAGGGGACGUAUAAUCAGAGGAAAGGGAUUAAGAUGUUGUCGUUUUCGGAGUGGAUUGAUACUCAUCGGGUUUAG